AGAGCCGCCGGGCAGCAAACUCCUCCCCGGGACAGGCCGGCACAGAGCCCUCCGCACCCCCGGGACUGCGGUGCCAUGAUCAUCCAACACCUCCUCCUGUUCCUCACCCCGUCUCUCUCGCCGUCUCCAUGCCGCUCUCUCACCACUUUCCUCCAGCUGCUGUCGUUGGCUGCGUCCUCUGCGGACCCUCUGCCGGCCCCCACGCUCUCCGUAGCUCCGAGGUAUCAUUUCUAUUACGAAGGGGAACAGGUCACUCUGAGCUGCUUGGCUGCGACAAAGAGGACAGUCGGCGGGUUUUGGUUCUUCGAUCAAAGCGGGCAGCAAAUCCACUCAAGACAAUCUUACUCCCUCAAAACGGCCUCGUUCAAGCUCACAGCCACAGCAGCAUCUGCCGGGGAGUACACGUGUGUGUACUUUGUGGAGGACGCGGGACAAGAGAUUCCGUCCAAUAGGAGCCUUCCUCUUUCAGUUAAGGUUCAGGCUGCUCCCACGGCCCCAACUUUAUCCCUGGAUCCUCAGCAGCAGGUCUAUAGACCCGGGAGCUACGUCAAGCUCCUCUGCUCCAUCCCUGCACCCUCAGGUGAUGUUAAAGAAGUGCAGUACUAUGCGGAUGUUGGAUUUGCAGUCUCCAUCCGGGUAUCGAACGUGAAAAUCUACAGCUACAACCUCAGCCUCACGGGAGAGGAGCUCUCUGGGUCUUACAGUUGUACCUAUUCUGUGAUGAAGUCUGAACGUCCUGUUCGCUCAGAAAGGAGCCGUGUUGUCCAUGUCAAUGUGAAAAGUCAUAAAAUCAGCUGGAUUCCAGAGAUCAUUGUUGGGGCUUCAUUCUUUACCAUCAAUGGACUCAUCUUUUUCUUCUCCCAUUGCCUGAUGAAGAGAAGAGAGGUCCAAGGCUGAAGAAGAGCCACUUCUGAUGCUGCUGCUUCCCUCCCGUGCAGAUCUGAAAGAACAACUCCAGAGGGAUUAACGAGAGGACUGAGAAGCAGCCCGUGCAGGUUUUGCUCUAUUACCUGGGGCAACCGGUUCCCCCAGGCCCUGCUGACCCCCCGUUCCCUGCCUCCGAGUCCCCACGAGGCAGCAGCGGGGCGCGUUCAGCAGCACUGCUCGGGCUGCUCCUUUCCUCCGUGCAGAGCCCUGCGCCUUCCAGCUCGCCUCGGGCCCCUCUGAAU
Molecule: messenger RNA, 1169 nt
Organism: Athene cunicularia (burrowing owl)
Lineage: Eukaryota; Metazoa; Chordata; Aves; Strigiformes; Strigidae
Product: Fc receptor-like protein 5
Exons: 6
Coding region: 76-897 (273 amino acids)
Biological process (GO): cell surface receptor signaling pathway
Molecular function (GO): transmembrane signaling receptor activity
Source: RefSeq, a predicted model, not a curated record